AUGAUUGAGAAUGAACUGGAAUGUGUAACCAAUAUUUCUUUGGCAAAUAUAAUUAGACAGCUAAGUAGUGUAAGUAAAUAUGCUGAAGAUAUAUUUGGAGAAUUAUUCAAUGAAGCACAUAGUUUUUCCUUCAGAGUUAACUCACUGCAAGAACACGUGGACCGUUUAUCUGUUAGUGUUACACAGCUUGAUCCUAAAGAAGAAGAAUUGUCUUUGCCGGACAUAACAAUGAGAAAAGCCUUCCGAAGUUCUACAAUUCAAGAUCAGCAGCUUUUCGACCGCAAGACUUUGCCUAUUCCAUUACAAGAGACAUAUGAUGUUUGUGAACAACCUCCACUUCUCAACAUACUUACUCCUUAUAGAGAUGAUGGUAAAGAAGGUUUGAAGUUUUAUACCAAUCCUUCAUAUUUCUUUGAUCUGUGGAAAGAAAAAAUGUUGCAAGAUACAGAGGACAAGAGGGAGGAAAAGAGGAAACAGAAGCAGAAAAAUCUAGAUCGUCCUCAUGAACCAGAAAAAGGGUCAAGAGCACCUCAUGACAGGAGGAGAGAAUGGCAGAAGCUGGCCCAAGGUCCAGAGCUGGCUGAAGAUGAUGCUAAUCUCUUACAUAAGCAUAUUGAAGUUGCUAAUGGCCCAGCCUCUCAUUUUGAAACAAGACCUCAGACUUACGUGGAUCAUAUGGAUGGAUCUUAUUCACUUUCUGCCUUGCCAUUUAGUCAGAUGAGUGAGCUUCUGACUAGAGCUGAGGAAAGGGUCUUAGUCAGACCACAUGAACCACCUCUGCCUCCACCCAUGCAUGGAACAGGAGAUGCAAAACCCUUACCCACCUGUGUCAGUUCUGCUACAGGUUUGAUAGAAAAUGGCCCUCAGUCACCAGCCACAGGCAGAACACCUAUGUUUGUGAGCCUCACUCCACCACCUCCUCCACCACCUCUUCCAUAUGCCUUGUCAACUUCUUCAUUAAGAGCUUCAAUGACUUCCACUCCUCCCCCUCCAGUACCUCCCCCACCUCCACCUCCAACCACUGCUUUGCAAGCUCCAGCUGUACCACCACCUCCAGCUCCUCUUCAGAUUGCCCCUGGAGUUCUUCACCCAGCUCCUCCUCCAAUUGCACCGCCUCUAGUACAAUCCUCUCCACCAAUAGCUAGAGCUGCCCCAGUAUGUGAGAUUGUACCAGUUCAUCCACUCCCACAAGGUGAAGUCCAGGGGCUGCCUCCACCCCCACCACCACCUCCUCUGCCUCCACCUGGCAUUCGACCAUCAUCACCUAUCACAGUUGCAGCUCUUGCUCAUCCUCCCUCUGGGCUACAUCCAACACCAUCUACUGCCCCAGGUCCCUAUGUUCCAUUAAUGCCUCCAUCUCCUCCAUCACAAGUUAUACCUGCUUCUGAGCCAAAGCGUCAUCCAUCAACCCUACCUGUAAUCAGUGACGCAAGGAGUGUACUACUGGAAGCAAUACGAAAAGGUAUUCAACUACGCAAAGUAGAAGAGCAGCGUGAACAGGAAGCUAAGCAUGAACACAUUGAAAAUGAUGUUGCCACCAUCCUGUCUCGCCUUAUUGCUGUGGAAUAUAGUGAUUCAGAAGAUGAUUCAGAAUUUGAUGAAGUAGAUUGGUUGGAAGAAGAAAAAUGCAUUGAUAAAUAUUACAAACUGAAUGCAAAUGUCCUUUGUGGUGCUUGUUCUUUGAAAAUGUUUGGUCAUUCUAGUGUUUUGCUUUCUAUUCCUUAUAAUAAAUAA
Messenger RNA from Marmota monax (woodchuck), 1734 nucleotides. Its product is annotated as actin-binding protein WASF1-like. The record is from RefSeq and is a predicted model, not a curated record. The coding region runs from base 1 to 1734 and encodes 577 amino acids. Gene Ontology annotation, cellular component: SCAR complex; cytoskeleton; lamellipodium. Gene Ontology annotation, biological process: positive regulation of Arp2/3 complex-mediated actin nucleation; actin cytoskeleton organization. The transcript has 2 exons. NCBI's taxonomy places the organism in Eukaryota, Metazoa, Chordata, Mammalia, Rodentia, Sciuridae. Gene Ontology annotation, molecular function: Arp2/3 complex binding; actin binding; protein kinase A regulatory subunit binding.